GGUGGGAGAAGCUCCAGGACGGGCCACCCCUACGCGCCGUGCAGCUUGAAGCUAGCCGAGGGAGCUGCACCUCCAGCCACCACCUGGUUUGCUGUUCUUCUCGGCUUUUGCAGGCUCCAUGAAAUUCAGUGACCGAGCUGUGCUGCUUUGUGGCCAAGAUGAUCCAGUAUACUGAAAAAUACCAAGUGGAAAUUGCAUGGUUGCUUGACUUAGCAUGGCCAGAUGUUGCCAGAGGCAAGGAUUGUUCGAAGCAACACCAACAUAUUUUAUUCUUCAUGAGAUGCACAUACUCCUUUCGCUGGAGCGCAUUGCCAACAUGCCUGAUUACCAACGCUACUGCAUCACCGUUGCUCCAUUGUGUAGCCUCAUCUCUGAGUACGAUGUGAUCCACACCUAUUGUUUACUUGAUAUUAUUGGUCACAGGUCUUUGUUUGCUGCUUUCUUGGCAUUGCCGUGGGAUCCUGGACAGCAAACAAAUGCUGGUACCAAAUACCUAGCUAGCAUUGAUAUAACUGCAGCUAUUUGUGUUCGACCUCUCAGUUGUUCAUGGACUUCAGUUGAGUUGAAAGCCUGGUCUCCAUCGUUGCGACAUGUUCCUGGUCAACAUUACAUGUGGCUGAUGAUUUGGAGGAUAACUGACGAUAGACCUAUUACUGCAUGUUUGGUUAUGCUGCAGACCACUGAAUUUUGUUCCACAGAAGUGAGCUCAUGGAAGAUAUAUGGUUUCAAUAUCAUUAUCAGUAUCCAAGCUGACUGCUGCUAUGCGUGCUCUGUUCCUGACAAUACAUAUCUGCAAUCCAUGGCUGACUACUGCUAUGAGUGCUCUCCUGCUGAGAUAUGCUGACUUUGGAUCCAGGUGACAGUGUAUGGAUUCCUGUUGCAUAUGUUGUUGUUACCGAUGGCGUAUGGACCGUCAUGUGCUUCUGGGUGUUCCUCGUUGUUCCACGGGCAUUUCAGUUCCUUGCUUAUCUUGCCAUAUGGAGCUCCUGCAGUGUUGAGUUUUGUCAAGGCAAGUUGUCAGGGGAUCCAGGCAUCUGGGCCCUUCUCUAUUUCUUCGGACUUUUCACUCAAGCUGAAGUAAUAGGAAGGAGGAAUGUUGUAGCUCCAACCUACUACCACGGCCACUGCCUCAACCAUGCUCUGACAACGUCUCUGUCAACCAACACUAUUACCUCGAUGCUUUCUGUGACCAAGUGAACAUCAGCGACGACUACUUCCCUGAGCAAGUCGGCGUCGUUUGCUACCUCAACCUCGCUAAGUUCCGCCUCAACUACGGCACCCACCGCCACCUUGGCGAAGUCAUGAAGCAUCAAGUACCAUGGGAUCCCGGUGGUUUCCACAUUGAGUCGGCUUGAGGGCAACCCGAAAUUUAAGGAAGAUGGAAUGUCAGCGGCCUCACUCUCUGUAGCUGGGCCGUACAGAGGGGCGCCUCUUGGGCCCGGGCCUGCCAGCAAAAUACUACAUGAGAUGAGUACAAAUAGAACAGAAAGGUAUCUGAAGACGGGGACGAACGGAAGGGCUUCGGCCUCAGCUUGGCGUGGUGUCGUCUUCUCCGCUUUCCUGUUCCUGUACUGCUCGUCUUCCUCCCCUAUCCCCUCCAUGAAUUCCAUUAGUUAGCUUCCAAUUCCUCCAUCAAUGGCUUGCAACCUUUGAAUCAUAGCUGGGUUCGGGUUGUUAACAUUUACCCUGAUUCUUCAGUUCAGUUUAGUUGAGACACCCAAUUCCUCUGUCCCUCCUCUGAAAUCUCUUCUUCAGUUAAGUUGAGACACCAAAUUCCUCUGUCCCUCAUCUGAAAUCUCUUAUUCAGUUAGCUUGAGACACCAAAUUCAUCUGUCCCUCAUCUGGAAUCUCUUAUUCAGUUAGCUUGAGACAGAGAGAGUUGUUUGCUUCCCCCGUCCCGCAACGGCAGCCGCAACAUCCGGUUCAACAUUAUCAUCAGUUUCGCAUAAUUUCUUGAAAAAAAAAAUCUGUUGCCAUUUCCUCAAUCUGCUUCUUUUCCUGAACCCAGUUCCGCUCUGCAUCUUUUUAGUUUCCCUGAUCUUAUUUUGCUUCUGUCGUCGACAUGCGGCUUUUCGUUGAGAAUACACAUGGUGAUUUGUUCCCCCUCUCUAGGGCAUAGUAGUGACUCGACAGCGUUAGCAUCUUCUCUUCUUUGAGCUCUGAACCAGACUCCUUUGAGCUCUGAACCAGACUUGUGCUUAACUUCUGAACUCUGAACCAGGAGGGUUUUACUUCAGUUCAGUUAAGUUGAGUAAGUUAUUAUUUGCCCCUGUUCCCCAAUUCUCCCUCCGCCUCCAAAUUCCCGGCCUGAAGGAAACAGGGGCAACGGCAACGGCAACCAACCACAGCAAGAGCAGCACCGCCUCCAAAUUCCGGGCCUUCAAAUACCCCUCUCCCUCCCUCUCCGCCGCCCAAACCCAACUCCAAAAAUCUCCCAACAUCACAUCAGAGGGAUCGAUCAAAAAAGAAAGAUCGAUCAAGAAGGGAAGAAGAUGGCCUCAAUCGGCAACGGCAAGCCCGAUGCCCAGGGCCAGGAGCGCUAGGCGGCAAGGCUCCUGCCGCCGGCCGAGGUGCCGCCUCCGCACACGGACGCGGGCCUCGUGGUGCUGUUCGACCUCCUACGACGACGGGUCGACGGAUUCCCCACCUGGAUGCUCCCCGCCUACCUCGUCCACGGAGUCGACGUCUACGGCCACCACCCGCAGGAUCUGCUGCGGCGCCAUCCGCCGGCGACAUCGCCCGACGGCAAGCGUGCCUCCUACUUCGUGAACCUGGUACGCCCCCUCACCGCGACGGAUGCAAGAAGAAGCAGGGUCGUGCCGGGGGGGUUCUGGAAGUCGGAGCGCGCCCCCGUCCCCGUCGAAGCCGCCCCCGACAAGAUGAUCGGAACCAAGCAGGCCUUCUCUUUCAUCUCCAAGGAGGCAGAGCACAAGGGUGGACCCCGCGGCGGGUUCAUCAUGCACGAGCUCCUUCUCCCAGGCCAGGCAGGACGCCUCGCCGGCGGGGACGAGCUGGCGCUCUCAAAGGUCUACCCGUCUCCGCGCGUCGCCACCAAGAAGAGGUCCAGGUCCCAGGGACAGGGACCGACCGCCAGCGCAACAAGGACCGCGGCCGCCUCCUCUGCUCCAGCGCCGACGUCUUCGCCGCCUCUGCUCCAGCGCUCCUGCGACGUCUUCAGCAGCGCAAGAAGCAGCAGCGCCGUCUCCUCUCCGCCUCCUUCCCUGGAGCCGCCGGCCUCCUCUGCUCCGCCUUCCCUGGAGGCCUCGUCUCUCGGGCCGGCAUCCUCUGCGCCGGGGCCGGCAUCCUCUUCUCCGCCCCCCAUCCAGGGAUCGUCUCCAUGGCACCGGCAGGGUGCCGCCAAGAGGGUGCUCCUCCUGGAGGUGGGCGACUCCCCCCCGAGGGAAGGCCACAACAUUUCGUGCCACCAGGUCUACCGCGCCAUGGAGGUUCUUGGACCCGGGAGGCGUGUCCCCAUCGACUGCGCUGACCUCUUCCUGCUUGACAGCGGGAAGGGGAAGAGGCAGCGGACGGCUGCAGAGUUUUGAGAAAACUCUGUCGCCCCGCCAUGGGCAAAUCUAAACUCUGUUGCUGUGUAACAUUCAGACAAAAAAUUUGAUAGGAAACUUUAGCUGUGAUUCAGUCGUUUUUUGAGAUUCAGUAGUUGCUUUGUUACAACUUAAUUGAUUGAAAUCCGGCAUAAUCAGUGGCGAUGAUGUUAAAACUUUGGUUUUCUUCUCAAAA
Triticum aestivum (bread wheat) is the source of this 3741-nucleotide messenger RNA. RefSeq lists its product as uncharacterized. Bases 2652 to 3545 code for a protein of 297 amino acids. Gene Ontology annotation, biological process: regulation of DNA-templated transcription. The transcript has 2 exons. Lineage: Eukaryota; Viridiplantae; Streptophyta; Magnoliopsida; Poales; Poaceae. Gene Ontology annotation, molecular function: DNA binding. The record is from RefSeq and is a predicted model, not a curated record.